UUUGUUUUGCUUUUAAGCUCUUCUAGUCCUUUUCAAAUCCAUUCAUGUUGUUUGUCGCUCGUUAUUCGUGUUUGUGUAGCCUGUUUUUAGUUGCGCGCGUUGAGUUUAUUAUUGAUAUAGUACCUUGUACCUGCUACUAUUAGUGUACUGUGUAUUGAAUGGUGGAAUAAGUCAGAUGGCGAAUGAAUCAAGGUCCUACCUGUGUGGUUUAUUCCGCGCCAGACCAAGGCCGACUAGAGACAAUGGACUACGGGGAGUCGAAUUCUCGCCGAGGUCCUCCAUCGCAAGUUCAGUAGCUCCUGCUGCUGCUAUAUCACAGCCGGGCCGUGCCACAACGAUCCUCGAUAACCCGGAAUUGGCUGGAUACUACUCGCCUCCAGGUCCUCGGGCGAUACCCCCACCAAACCCGUCCCAGGAAUUAAGGGGCUACUAUGCCCCUGAGCCAGCUCUGGUUCCCGCUGUGCAGCUAAGGGUCCAUCCUACGAAGGUGGCAUAUUCGUGAACAUAUAGGCAUUUCUCUAUCUCGCAGAUAUACGACCAUCAUACCCUUACUCAUCAGUCUCUUAUACCCCCCGUCGAAGGAGACAGUGCCGGACGAUUACAUAUUUUACCAUGUCAAUAGGACAAGAAACAGACUUGCCGGUUUACUCGGCGUUACGUACUGCAUCAUAAGGGAGCUCUCUGGGGAGCCAUUCGUCUCAUCUAUAACUACUGGCAGCUUCAUGACAUAGACUCGUUAGUAACGAGUGACUUUUGCUUUUUUACCCCAUAUAUUCUACUUAGCCCAAGUUACGCAGCGAAGAAUCUAUUGAAUUUUGAAAUCAAAUUAAGCGAUGUGUGAAAAUCGAAUAUGUUACGUGGGAGCUAUGGUGUUGGUUGCGAUGAGAUCAAAGAGAUGAACUUACAAGUAAAUAGGGAGCACAUCUCAGAUUUUAACUUACCGCAAGGU
Molecule: messenger RNA, 949 nt
Organism: Daldinia vernicosa
Lineage: Eukaryota; Fungi; Ascomycota; Sordariomycetes; Xylariales; Hypoxylaceae
Exons: 2
Coding region: 176-502 (108 amino acids)
Source: RefSeq, a predicted model, not a curated record